AUGCCCUUCGAAGAGAGCAGCGGCUUCCCAGAGCUCUUUGAGUACCUGGAGCAGCAGCCGCAACGCUACGGCGUGGAGUUGUUCGGCGUCUCGGUGACGACGCUCGAGGAAGUCUUCCUCCGCGUGGGCCGCGACCACACCGAGGCUGACGUGGCGGCGGACGAGCGUCUGCAGCAGGCCAGUUUCGUGCGCCAGAUCUCCGAGGAACGGGAGUUUCGGGCACGCCAGAUCUCCACGGAGGCAACGGAGGGCAACGGGGCAACGGAUGACGCAAGGGGCUCUUCCCGCGAUGUAUCUGCUGCUGAGCCCUUGAAUGUCAACAGGAUCGACAUGACAGCGAGCUUCGGAAAGCACGUGCACGCCCUGUUGACCAAGCGCUACCACAACGCGCGGCGCGAUCGGAAGGCGUGGUGCUGUCAGAUCAUUCUGCCGUUGAUCUUUCUGCUGGCCGCCCUGCUGACUAUGCGCUUUGCGGGCAUCGGCAACUACCAGGCGGCCUCCUUGAGUCCUCUGCAGCUGCCGGGUCCCCAACAGCUGCUGGUGGCCGCCGGCCACGGCGUGGCGCAAAGCGAGGCUGCGGCCUUGCUGCAGCAGUGCAGCGUGCCGGUGGAGGAGGUGGCGGAUUCCAUGAACGCCACCGCCUUCAGCAACUACUUGGAGCAGGGUUACUACCGCAGCGAUGGCACGGAACGCUGGGGCGCGGUGCGAGUGGUGUCCAUUCCGGACUGGUCGCUUCCCAAUACGUCGCACCAGGUGGGGCGCUUUGAGGUGGCCGGCUUCGCAUCGCCCGGGAAGGUGCUCUCGAAGAACUUGAACUUCACCGUGCCGGUGGGGACCCUGUGGGAGGAGAAGGCCACAACGCUGGGCGGUGCGUCAGUGCCUUUGAGCCAACUGAACAACCGACUGCAGGUGGACCUCUUCUGGAACUCCUCGGCGCGCGACGCGCUGCCCAUGUUUUAUCAGACGCUGAACGAAGCGGCGCUGCGCCGAGCCCUCGGGGAGGACGUGCUGAAGGAUUCCAAGAUCUUGAUGAGCAACCAACCUUUCCCACUGACCAGUGCACAGAAAGAUCUGACGAACACUCAGACCUCUUUGAACUUAGCCUUGGGCUUCGCCUUCAUCCCCGCCUCCGUGGGCGCCUUUGUGGUCUUGGAACGGGAGACGGGCAGCAAACAUCUGCAGGUCAUCAGCGGAGUGAACUUCGUGAGCUACUGGUUUUCCACCUGGAUUUGGGACAUCCUGAAUUACCUGGUGGCCGCCUCCCUUUCCGUGCUCCUCAUCGCUGCCUUUGGCGUCGACUCUUUGAUCAGUGCUGAGACUUUGCCCUGGACCUGUUUGUCGGUGCUGAUGUACGGAGUCAGCUGCACAUCUUUCACCUACAUGUUGUCCUUCCUCUUCAACUCCCACACUGCGGCGCAGAAUUUGCUGUUGAUUGUGUACCUCUUCACCGGUGGAAUUCUCAUGAUCGUGACCAUCAUCUUGGCCAUCCUGCCAUCCACCAAGGAUCUGGCACAAAAUGUGCUGAUCUACCUCUUCCGGAUUUUGCCCAACUUUUGUUUGGCGGAUUCCCUGACGAAUCUCAUCACCCGGCAAAACCCUGGGCUCUGGCUGGACAAGGGCUGUCCCUUCGAGGGCUGUGCUCCCUACGAUUUGGUGAUCACCGGUUAUGAUUUGCUGUACAUGGGCGUGGGCAGUUUGCUGUGGUUCCUGGCCACUCUGCUCUUGGAACUGGCCUUCGCCACCCCCAAGCUGCGCGCCUGGCUGCAGAUCCGCCGGGUGGAUGUGCCGCGGGGAGAUGAAGUUCCUUUGGAUCGACAUGUACAGCUGGAGAAGGA
Messenger RNA from Cladocopium goreaui, 1835 nucleotides. The record is from the annotation of a GenBank genome assembly. NCBI's taxonomy places the organism in Eukaryota, Dinophyceae, Suessiales, Symbiodiniaceae.